Telopea speciosissima is the source of this 2183-nucleotide messenger RNA. RefSeq names its product aspartokinase 2, chloroplastic-like. NCBI's taxonomy places the organism in Eukaryota, Viridiplantae, Streptophyta, Magnoliopsida, Proteales, Proteaceae. Gene Ontology annotation, biological process: amino acid biosynthetic process. Gene Ontology annotation, cellular component: chloroplast stroma. The record is from RefSeq and is a predicted model, not a curated record. Gene Ontology annotation, molecular function: aspartate kinase activity. The coding region runs from base 249 to 1907 and encodes 552 amino acids. The transcript is spliced from 13 exons.
ACGUUUGAUAUCAGUCGUGGAAUGUUCAGGCACCCUGCCUGGUGGUCGAACCAGAGGACGAACAUAAUCUCGCCCGCAAAUCUGUGUUCAGAAGAUAUCUUUGAAGUUUUCUGUCGGAACAGUGUCCCUCCGGCUUUUGUCUCUUUCUUUCGUUGAUGUGAUAACCCUAGGUUUCCUCAUUCGUUGACCUGAACAGAUCUGCGUGGUUAUUGUAACAUUGUUUUUGCCGUUUCUUGAACUUCUUGAACAUGGCGACAUCAUUGCAUUGCGCUGGCGUUAAGACUCCCUGUGCGGGACUCAAAAGGAUCUCCUCGCAUUUCUUGUCUGUCCCAUCAUAUCGCCUUAAAUCUACGACUUCCGUAGCUUCGACUUCGGAGCUUUUAUGUACUACGUUUGAAGGUGCUUGUAGAAGGAAUGUUUUGAAAGUCAGUUGCGACGCAGGUUUAGCAACUUUGGUUGACAAGGAGUACACCACGAAACCCACUUCUGAUCUGAAUGCCGGGCAGCUGACAUGCGUCAUGAAGUUUGGUGGCUCUUCGGUGGCCUCCGCUGUAAGAAUGAAGGAGGUUGCCGAACUUAUUCUCAGCUUUCCCGGAGAAAGGCCUGUCAUUGUUCUCUCCUCAAUGGGAAAGACAACGAACAAACUUCUACUGGCCGGUGAAAAGGCUGUUAGUUGCGGUGUCUCAAAUGUCUCUGAAAUUGAUGAAUUGAGCUUUAUAAAAGAACUUCAUCUUAGAACGGUUGAUGAGCUUGGACUGGAUAGAUCUACUAUUUCUGAUCACCUUGAAGAAAUGGAGCAACUUCUGAAGGGAAUUGCUAUGAUGAAAGAGCUAACUCCCCGGACAAAGGACUAUUUAGUUUCAUUUGGAGAGUGCAUGUCCACCAGGAUUUUUGCUGCAUAUUUAAAUAAAAUUGGUGCUAAAUCCCGUCAAUAUGAUGCAUUUGAUAUUGGUUUUAUAACGACAGACGACUUCACAAAUGCGGAUAUCUUGGAAGCAACUUAUCCAACUGUUGCAAAGAGGUUACAUGAUGAUUGGAUUAGUGAUCCUGCUAUUCCUGUUGUUACUGGUUUCCUGGGAAAGGGAUGGAAAUCUUGUGCUGUGACUACCUUAGGUAGGGGAGGAAGUGAUCUGACUGCCACAACCAUUGGUAAAGCCUUGGGCUUGCGUGAGAUUCAGGUGUGGAAGGAUGUGGACGGUGUUUUGACUUGUGAUCCCAAUAUUUAUUCACAUGCAGAGCCUGUGCCAUAUUUGACUUUUGAUGAGGCGGCUGAACUUGCAUAUUUUGGGGCUCAGGUCUUGCAUCCUCAAUCGAUGAGACCAGCUAGGGAGGGUGAUGUACCAGUUAGGGUCAAAAAUUCUUACAACCCUCAAGCUCCAGGUACCCUUAUCACUAAAUCAAGGGAUAUGAGUAAGGCUGUACUUACUAGCAUAGUGUUGAAACAGAAUGUCACCAUGUUGGAUAUAGUUAGCACCCGCAUGCUUGGCCAAUUUGGUUUUCUUGCAAAGGUCUUCUCUAUCUUUGAAGAUUUGGGAAUAUCUGUUGAUGUUGUUGCUACUAGUGAAGUCAGUAUCUCUUUGACAUUGGAUCCAUCGAAGCUUUGGAGCAGGGAACUAAUUCAGCAGGCAAGCGAGCUUGACCAUGUAGUGGAAGAACUUGAAAAAAUUGCUGUAGUGCAUCUCCUUCAACACAGAUCAAUCAUAUCUCUCAUCGGGAAUGUCCAAAGGUCUUCGUUGAUACUAGAGAAGGCAUUUCAUGUUCUAAGAGUCAAUGGAGUCAACGUCCAAAUGAUCUCUCAAGGGGCAUCUAAGGUAAACAUUUCAUUAAUAGUAAAUGACAGUGAAGCAGAACAAUGUGUCAGGGCUCUUCACCAGACAUUUUUUGAGGAAGGCAUUCUCUCUGAAUGAGAUUCAGGAAGUAGAUCCACGAAGGGUAAUGCUUCUGCCGUGCCAUUGUUGGAUUGAUAUUCUUCAUCAUUUUUUAUUUUCUAUUCGAUCUAUCUAUGCACGUAGAACUAAAUUAUCUUGCCUAUUCCAAUUUUCUUUUUUUACUUUAGUGAGAGAGUAAUCAAAAUAUUGGGCGGUGUAAAAUUUUAUUGGUUUAGGGGAUUGAUAUCAUAUUUUGUAUACUAGUUGUUGAUUCUCUGAUAAUAGAUCCAUUAUACAACAAAUAUUGUAACAGAU